Vicugna pacos (alpaca) is the source of this 5436-nucleotide messenger RNA. NCBI's taxonomy places the organism in Eukaryota, Metazoa, Chordata, Mammalia, Artiodactyla, Camelidae. The record is from RefSeq and is a predicted model, not a curated record.
CCGCGCUUCCACACGCAGGCCAAGGGCAAGAACGUGCGGCUGGACGGCCACUCGCGCCGGGCCACGCGGCGCAACAGCUUCUGCAACGGGGUCACGUUCACACAGCGGCCCAUCCGGCUGUACGAGCAGGUGCGGCUGCGCCUGGUGGCCGUGCGCCCGGGCUGGAGCGGCGCGCUGCGCUUCGGCUUCACGGCGCACGACCCGUCGCUCAUGAGCGCCCAGGACAUCCCCAAGUACGCCUGCCCCGACCUCGUCACGCGGCCCGGCUACUGGGCCAAGGCGCUGCCCGAGAACCUGGCGCUGCGCGACACGGUGCUGGCCUACUGGGCGGACCGCCACGGCCGCGUCUUCUACAGCGUCAACGACGGCGAGCCGGUGCUCUUCCACUGCGGCGUGGCCGUGGGCGGCCCGCUCUGGGCGCUCAUCGACGUCUACGGCAUCACCGACGAGGUGCAGCUGCUCGGCACCCUGCAGUCCAGCCCUGCGACCACCUCCCCAUCAGGAUCCCUGAGCGGCUCCCAGGACGAUAGCGAUUCCGAUAUGGCCUUCAGUGUCAACCAGUCCUCCUCGGCAUCUGAGUCAUCCCUGGUGACGGCCCCCAGCUCCCCGCUGAGCCCGCCAGUGUCCCCCGUGUUCCCCCCGCCAGAGCUGGCGGGCAGCAAGAAUGGUGAGUGUACGGUGUGCUUCGACGGCGAAGUGGACACGGUCAUCUACACGUGUGGACACAUGUGCCUGUGUUACAGCUGCGGCCUGCGGCUCAAGAGGCAGGCCCGGGCCUGCUGCCCCAUCUGCCGGCGGCCCAUCAAGGACGUCAUUAAGAUCUACAGGCCAUAGCCUGGCCCGCCGACCACAGGCCUUGACCAGAGCAGGGUCCCCUUUCUGAAGCCCCCCUGGGCUGGGCAACCACCAUGGCCACCAGGGAGUCCAAAGGCAGCAGCCUUCUCGUCUGCCGCUCUCCCGUGGUGGGCAAGGCGUGACAGUCAUGGAGACCAGGCACCCCCACCCUGGGGGCGGUCUGAGUCCAAGCGAGGGUUGCUUCUGGCUUGAAAGUGCUUUGGCCCCAAAAGGCCGUCCCGAGAGCAAGUUCGGGAACGGCCUGGCAGAUGGACCCACCCCCCAGUGACCUCUCCGCUGGGAGGCGGCAUCCUCUGUGCAAUGGCUUUUGCUGGGGUUGGGUUGAGUGUGUGUGAGAGAAGGGGAGGGGAGGGAGGGAGACAGACUGGGGCGGGGGGCAUGUGAGGGAAUGAGUGAGGGGGAACGUGUAGGUAUUUAUCCAGGGAUCCUGGCUCUACAAGGUUAUUUAACACUAAGGAAUGUGCAAUGCUCAGCCCAGACGGUAGCUAGCGCAACCAGAAACUGCUUUCUGGGGCUGUGACGUCAGCUGGUUUUGAAUGUCUGAAGCCUGCACCUAAACAGACCUCCCUCAGAUGGUAUAGAAAAGGGACACUUAGAUUUUCUAAAGGGAGGAAAAAAUAGCUCAUUGUUUACAGCUCCAGAAGCGGCAACUCCUGGGGGGAUAGGUGGGCGGAGAACAUAAAAGAACAAUUUACUUUUUCCGUUUCUGGCUCAGUCUUGGAGAGGAGUUUUGAUGGGUGCUGGGGCUGAGAGCCCUGGGCUGUCCCCUCCAGAAUCUUUUCACCCCUUCGCCCCCAAGCAGCCUGAUAAUAAGCUCUCAGCCCCUUGACUCGGUUCCUAGAUGCUUUAAGUCUGUACCACCCUUGCCAUCUCCUAGAAUAAGACAGCAGCAGGUCCCCUUCUCCUGGGGGAGGGACAGCAGCCUAGCAGAUGACUCCCCUGGAGGCAGAAGGGCCACCGCCGCUCUCCACGUUUCCCGCUGUAACGCGGGGCCUGGCGUUCACCGGCAGCUGUGGGCACCGCCAGGGCGGCCUGCUGGCCAAGUAGGAGGAGGAACCAGGGCUUUGUAACUGGUCUUUGUUCCCGUUCUCAGCUUCUCUUCCCCUGCAGAUUACUAGGAUGCUAAUUGAUCAUCAGGAUGCUAACUAGUAGAUGAGACUCCUACUGAAAAUGCUCACUUUGGGACUCUCCCCCUUCCCCAGGGCUAUUUUCUGGGCAGUUCCUGAGACCCUGGCCCUGCCCCCACCCCCUCACCCCUGCCUGUGCCCAUCUCUGCAGACGCCCGGACCACACCAGGGCUGACCGGCUGGCAGGCCUGCAGUUCCCUUCUGAGCCCGAGUUCUCGGCCCCUCCUCUGCCGUGUCUUGUGCCAGGCCUUUCGGGAAGACCCCGGGCCAGUUUCUCAGCUCCUGGUGUGUCCUGGAGGAAGCCUAGCAUCUGCCCACUCCAGAGCUCUUGGAAGGACGUCCUAAAGAGCCCGAGGCACCUUGUGAAGAACGGGCAUAGUUUUUAUUACAAUUCCUAAUCUGUCCAUCUGCUGAGGGAGGCAGGGAACGGAGAACACUCAGAAUUGAGGCAUUCAUAUGACAAACAUUUGCUGGAUUUCUGGAGUCCCUCUCGUCAGACUGAGUCCCUUAAGACCAGUCUCUCCGUGCCCUCGUGAUGCUUCAGGUUUUGGACCAUCUGUUUCUUCUCUGCCUGGUGUUCUGACCUGAUUGCAGCUUCGAAAGCCUCACUCUUGCCCCUGGAAGAACCCCUGAUUGGUUCUUCUUCCCUGGUGAAUUUGGGAAACACGCCCACAUUUGAAUUUUGCAGCAGAAUCUUUUUGGGGAACCCUAGCAUUUGCCAAGUUAAGAGUCUAGGCAGUGCUCGGUGCCCAGCUGAGUUUGGGCAGCCAGAGCCUUCCGCUUCCCCCACGUGCUGGCCGUGGGCAAGGCCACACACAGGCCCCGUGUGACAGGGCCCUUCACCCCCUGGGACCGUGGUUCUCCGGGCAGCAGCGCCCCUGUCUGGAUCGAGCCACAGUCACAAGCUUCGGUGGUCCCGGCAGCCUCCGGGGGCCAGCUCCUCUCUCCUUCAAGGGCCUGGACGCAGGGUGGGUCAGGCCAUGCACCUGGCACCCUGUUACCUGGGAAGGAAGGAGCUGGUGGCCGGUUUAACUUGCUCUGCAGCCGCUAUAAAUAGCCUCUUGGUUUCCAAGGGGGCGUUUAUCUUCUAAAAACCAGACAUUUCCUGAUGCUCUAAACUGAUUUAGUCAGUGCUGCAGAGGAGCUGCCCACAUGGCUCUGUAGGUUCUGUCUGGAGAAGGGGCAGGAGCGGCAGGAAAGGAGACCACUCUCCUUUAUCUUCCAUCACCGUGUACCCGGCGCUGGGCUAGGGAGCUGUGUCCACACGUCAGUCCCGCGAGGUGGGUCUUGGUACCACAUUGAAUCGUAUCAGAGACACCGCCAGUUACAAAAACGCACCAUCCUAUGUGCCACUAAGGAACAAAACGUGGCCAGUUUUAACUGUAAGAUGCUGUGGCUCCACAAUUCAUUUUAUUCAGACAAGCUAUGUGGAAAAACUGUGCCCUUUAGAAUCAAUGAAAGACGGUAUUCUCCCCAUUUGGCAGGUAAGAGAACUGAGGUCCUGGGAAGCCGAGUGGCUUAAGAUCACGCAGCAGGAGGCGGCAGGGCUGGGAUUCAAACCCAGGAGUGCCUGCUGCCAAAUCCCACACGCUCCACUGCCUGGUCCCCGGCCCGGAAGCUCCAGACUGCCUGAGUGAGUGCCUUGAAGCUCACCUGGGCAGCCCCCAGAGAGGGCCUGGGCACCUGCACCUGUGUGGAAGGUUCCAGCCCCCGACUGCAGCCCCCCACUGCUGCCCGGACCCUGGGAGGACGAGUGCUCUUCUUUCUAGGCUCAUCUGCGCACUGCCCACCUCCUCCCAGCGGAGCUGAGCUGUGUGAGAGCUUGGGUCCAACCCGAGCGCCUCCUCCUGUUACAUAGUGGCGCUCAUGUGGGGCAACCUUGGGGAGAGGCUAAGGGCCUUGUGCUCCCACCUUCCUGGGCCUCGUGACCACCACCCCCUUAAGCAGGGCCCCCAGGGGUGGGACAAGGGAGACCAGAGGAUGCCCCCUUUGUUGUGGUCUGAUGCCUGUUCAUUUUGAACCCAUAGAGAGAUUGGGCUGUUUCCAAGUCAAGGAGAACGCCUCUUCCUAGCCUACUCCCAGAACUGGGUGUCCUCUGAGUCUUCGCUGCCUGGGGCAGCUGUUCCCCCAACUGUAGCCGCUCCCUUUCCGUCAUUCAGCAACCACUGGUCAGCAUAGCCUGUGUUCUGGAUGCAGGGUUGGGAACUGGGACUAAAGACAAGGCCUGCAGGGAGCUCACGGUCCAGAGCAGGAGGUGGGCAGAUUUGUAAACCUGUAUUUGGCUCCUCCAGUGCUGGGUCUCGUGCUAGCAUGUAGUAGGUCCCCAUUAAAGCUUUACUGAGUAAAUCAGAGAUCGAGUUAUGAGUGUUCAGGAGUUUGGUAAGACACCAUGUAUACAUGCACCUAGUCAUUCAACAAACAUUGGCUGAGUGCCUACUAGGGUGGGGUGCUGGGAGGACGGAACUGAGAGGACAAGGCCCCUGCUCUAACGUCAGAGAGAGUGACAUGAGACAUUUGGGGCAGAACGCACUGGGCUUUCUUGGCCAUUCUGUUGCCUUGGGGGUCUAUCUUAGUGAGUGCACAACUGCUUACCUGACCCAGAGCCUCCUGCGUGCCUCAAAAAGCCUUCUCUGCAUUAGAAAUGCCAGGCACCUUGCAGUCAGGGAGCUGCUGCCAAAACAGCCUUGGGCAGAACCCUCAAAGGCCCUACCAGCCAAUGAUCGCCCUCAGGUCUUGCCAGGGAGACAUGGGGAGAUGGCUACCUGCUGCUUUCAGGCCUUGAGACUGGUGGCUGGAAAUCGCCAGAGAACCCCCAGUCCAUUCCAGCUGAGCAUGAGGUCCGUGCGGGGUCUCGGUGAGCGAGAGGCAGUAACCUUCCACGGCUCAGUCCCGUCUCUGCCCUGAUUCUGGCAGAGGGACACCGGCUCAGGAAAGCGUGGCCUCCUGGCAUUUCUCGGUAUUUAAUUGUCCCACUGUCUCAAGUCCCUAAUGAGAUGACUUGUACAACUAUCUGUCUGUGCCUUAUGAAAGUGUCUGUGCACUUUUAAUCCCUUUUAAAAGCAACUUUGAAAAGUGGACCGGGGACUGGUAUAGAUGGUAAUGUUCUGGAAAUCUGUGAUCAUCGCUGAAACCUUUCUGCAUUGUGUAUUUGACGUUGGAGUGAUGAAGCGUGUGUCCCCCGCCCCACCCUCACUACCUGUGUACAGACCUUUUAAAAAAUGUCUCUUUUUCUUAUUUUUCUGAUUCAAUACUGUGACCUCUCCAAUACAGUCUAAUCCUUGGGGAAUCUGUAAUAAAGGUUUCAGAACCUGGGGGGAUGGGUUGGGAAGGGUUUGCACUGGUCCUGUGUAUUGUGCUUUUGUGUGUUGUGUGUUUUGAUUUUUGUUUGUUUUUAUCUGUUUUAUAUUAACAUGAUUUACCUGUUAAAAAAAUACAACUUUGGCUUCUUAAAAAA